GGAAUGGCAGAAUGGAGUAAUACCAAAACACACAGCAAAAAGGAGCUGCAGCACCAGCUCUGUGGUGUAGGAGGUAGCAGGCAGUGGAUCGCCCAUCCCUGGCUGUUCUGGGACCUCUGUGGUGGGAGGCUUCAGCACCCAGAGGGAUGCAGCACUGGACAGACCAGCCUGGGGUUGUGCAGCCAAAGACCUGCUGCAAAUGUGCAGGAAAACUGUCGGGGAGGAAGAGGUGUAAGCACGAAGAUGGAAGGAAGGGCUGGCACAGCUCAGCUGCAGGGCUGGGCUCUGCCCAGUGUGUGCAGGGCAGUGGGGCUGUGUGUCCACGUUAUUGCUGAUCUCUUCUUGUGCUUCAUUCCCAGAGAGCAGCAGCAUCCAGCAUGGUGGCAUUCUUUUGAUGCUGAACCAUUAAUUUAAGAGGUGUGCACCCAGCUGGGACAGGUCUGGGUCCUUCCUUGCUGUUAAUGAGCCAAGGAAAGAAUUGGGAAGCCCUGGAGCCAGGUGUCACUGCCUGACAGCCUGCAACCCAACAGGUCCCACUCCCAGGCAUUCCUUCCCACCCUCCACCACCCCCUCCUCUCCCUGCCCCAUUACACUGGGGUCAGGUGCCACCCGUGCCAGACACAGAGGUCCCAUGGGAGCAGGAGGACAUGGAGGGUUGCACAUCCUGCAAGCAGGGAGCAGCACAUGGAGCCCAUGGGCUCUGCUGCUUUUUCCUGCCUGCGGCUAUGGAAGUGAACCCCGAAUUCUGCAGAAAAACAUCUACUAAAUACUUCAUUCCCCAUGAGGAGCUCAAGCUUAAUAUUAGACCUUGACAUUAAUACCAGAGGUCCUUUGGGAUGGGGGGGAAGAAAAUCACCUUUCUGGUGGUGAUGUCGAUUCCAUACGGCGUUCAGGGCAUCUCCCCCUGCCCCGGGGCGGGGAGUUCUGCCCCCCCAUAGCGGAGCUCAGCACUACGGGGGUGGCGGAGCUGCGGAACGAGGGCUGCUCCCGGCGGUCCCUCCCCGUGCGGGGGGCGGGGGGUCCGCCCGCUAUAAGGGCGGCGGAGCGGGGCAGGGUGGCUCGAAGCGGCUCGAAGCGGCGCGGCUCGGAUCGGCACGACUUGAGAUCCCUCUCCAGCCACCCAGUGCCUCCCAACGAGAGAUGACCACGCUCCUCAACAACUCGCUGUGCCAACACGCCAUCGAUGACUUCCGAAACCGCGUCUAUUCCACGCUGUACUCCAUGAUCAGCAUCAUGGGCUUUGCUGGCAACGGCGUUGUGCUCUUUGUGCUCAUCAGGACGUUCCGGCAACGGACGGCCUUCCAGGUGUACAUGCUCAACCUGGCCAUGUCUGACUUCCUCUGCGUGUGCACCCUGCCCCUGCGUGUGGUCUACUACGUCCACCAAGGGCACUGGGUCUUCAGUGAUAUCCUAUGCAGGCUCAGCUCCUACGCUUUGUACGUCAACCUCUACUGCAGCAUUUUCUUCAUGACUGCCAUGAGCUUCUUCCGCUGCAUAGCCAUCGUUUUUCCGGUUCAGAACAUCAAUUUGGUCACGGAGAGGAAGGCUAAAUUUGUGUGCAUCGGGAUCUGGAUUUUUGUUACCCUGACGAGCACUCCUUUUCUGAUGAACGGGACUUACCAACACGGCAACAAGACCAAGUGCUUCGAACCCCCAGAAGACACCCAGAAGACCAACAUAAUCGUGAUCCUGGAUUUUAUCGCCCUCUUUUUGGGUUUCAUUAUCCCCUUUAUCAUCAUAACCAUCUGCUACACCAUGAUCAUAAGGACCCUCCUGAAGAACUCCCUGAAGAAGAACCAGGCCAACCGCAAGAAGGCCAUCUGGAUGAUCGUCAUCGUGACGGCCACCUUCCUGGUGAGCUUCACCCCAUACCACGUGCUGCGCACUGUUCACCUGCACGUGCUGCGGCUGCGGCGCUCCAGCUGUGAGGACACAGCCUACCUGCAGAAGUCGGUGGUGGUGACGCUGCCUUUGGCUGCGGCCAACUGCUGCUUCGACCCAUUGCUCUACUUCUUCUCGGGGGGCAACUUUCGGAAGAGGUUGACCACCUUCAGGAAGGCUUCCUCCUCCAGCAUCACGCAAGCCUUCAGGAAAAAGUUCUCCUUGAAAGAGAGAGACGAUGAACCUUUUGGGGAAAGCAAUAAGGAGAACGGGAAUGCCCCUGUGGUCGCUUCAUAACGCGGUGCGACCUUCCCAUGGGACCUCAGAUGGGAACGGAGAUCUCUAAACUCUUCCAAUAGAUGGGAGCCUUCACUGAAUCCCAAAAUAGACACCAAGUUAUUUACACGGCAGAGGUCAAGAUGAUUCCUGCCCCGCUCCCAGAUGCUUUUGCUUUGGACUUCAGUUUCAAAACGCAGUGUGCAUGUGGGGCUCACAGGAUCAGUGCCUGUAUCUGGAAAUCCCAGGUCGGGCACUGGGAUCCCUCCCUCGCCCACCCUGCAAGCAGCAGCCCUGAGUGCUGGGGCAGCAAGUCUGCAGGGGCCAAGCAGCAGCAGCUUCAGGGGAACUGCACUGAUGUGCAACCUGGAUGUGUCUCCAGAGGCACAGUGGUGCCUUGCUGCUGCUGAGAGGGGUAAGGAUUGGAUGUAGUUCCUUCUUUGUUCAAGGAGGCUGUGGAUGCCCCAGCCCUGGAGGCAUUCAAGGCCAGGCUGGAUGUGGCUCUGGGCAGCCUGGUCUGCU
Molecule: messenger RNA, 2679 nt
Organism: Phasianus colchicus (ring-necked pheasant)
Lineage: Eukaryota; Metazoa; Chordata; Aves; Galliformes; Phasianidae
Gene: CYSLTR1
Product: cysteinyl leukotriene receptor 1
Biological process (GO): G protein-coupled receptor signaling pathway
Cellular component (GO): plasma membrane
Molecular function (GO): leukotriene receptor activity
Source: RefSeq, a predicted model, not a curated record